Molecule: messenger RNA, 3414 nt
Organism: Syngnathoides biaculeatus (alligator pipefish)
Lineage: Eukaryota; Metazoa; Chordata; Actinopteri; Syngnathiformes; Syngnathidae
Product: polypeptide N-acetylgalactosaminyltransferase 17-like
Exons: 12
Coding region: 61-2139 (692 amino acids)
Cellular component (GO): Golgi apparatus
Source: RefSeq, a predicted model, not a curated record
CGCAAAUGAUACGCGCAAGUGGGUUAACGGGCGUUCAGGCAUCACGUGUCUGAGUUGCGCAUGCGUGCGUGUGUUGCAGUCCGUCGGACGUGCACGCGCAUUGUCCCGAUCGCUGGUCAUCUUCAUCCUCACCGACAAAGUCGGACGUUCCGCUGCGGAGGAGACGCAAGCUACCGUCGGCCCGAGAGCGCCGCCUCCGCCCCCUCCCCGCGGGAUGCCCGCCGGACGUCGCCCGGCGCGUCCACGCCCGUCGCACUGACCCUUCCUCGAACCCCAGCCCGAACCUGGCCGCCCAUGGCUUUGGCUUCGAGAAGAUGGAGGCUUCUGCUGGUGCUCAACGCGCUGGCGGCGGCCGGGAUCAUGACGCUGUGGAGCCGCUGCGGCGGCGGAGAGCGCGCGCCGGCGCAGGUUUCGGACGGGGUCGAGCGCAGGAGGCCGAGCCGGGCCAACGGGACCGCCGGCGUCAGCCAGCAAGUGCUGCUCAAGAGGCUGAGCUCGCUGGAGGACGUCGUGUACAGGCAGCUGAACGGUCUGUCCAAGUCUCUGGGCCUGACGGAGGGUUUCGGGGGCCGGGGCGCCGGCGGCCUGCCCGCCAGCCUUUCUCCGGGUGAGGAGGGCGACGCCAAGUACCUGAGGGACAAAUACGGCUACGACGCCUACCUGAGCGACACCAUCUCGCUGGACAGGAACAUCCCCGACCACAGACCCACCAGUUGCCGAGAGGUCAGCCACCCCCGGGACCUCCCCCAAAUGGCGCUGGUGUUCAUCUUCGUCAACGAGGCGCUGUCCGUCAUCCUGCGCUCGCUCCACUCGGCCGUCAAUCACACGCCGGCGCACCUGCUCAAGGAAAUCAUCCUGGUGGACGACCACAGCGACGACGAGCAGCUGAAAGGACCUCUGGAGGACUACGUGAAUAAGCGCUACCCGGGACUGGUCAAGAUCGUCAGGAACCACAAGAGGGAGGGUCUGAUCCGGGCCAGGAUCGAGGGCUGGAAGGCGGCCACCGCCGAGGUGACGGGAUUCUUCGACGCCCACGUGGAGUUCACGCCCUUCUGGGCCGAACCGGUUCUGACCCGAAUCAAGGAGGACCGCAAGAGGAUCGUCCUGCCGUCCAUCGACAACAUCAAGCACGACACCUUCGAGGUGGAGCGGUACGAGAACUCGGGCCACGGCUACAACUGGGAGCUGUGGUGCAUGUACAUCAGCCCGCCGAAGCAGUGGUGGGACGAGGGCGACGUGGCGGCGCCCAUCAGGAGUCCCGCCAUGAUUGGCUGCUCCUUCGUGGCCAACCGGCUCUUCUUCGGCGAGCUGGGCCUGCUGGACCCUGGCAUGGACGUCUACGGGGGAGAGAACAUCGAACUGGGCAUCCGGGUGUGGACGUGCGGGGGCAGCAUGGAGGUGUUGCCGUGCUCGCGCGUGGCUCACAUUGCCCGCGUAAAGAAGCCGUACCACAGCAACAUCGCCUUUCACAUGCGGCGCAACGCCCUGCGCGUGGCCGAGGUCUGGAUGGACCGCUUCAAGUCCAACGUCUACCUGGCCUGGAACAUCCCCAUGGAGAAUCACGCCAUCGACUUCGGAGACAUCGCUGAGAGGGUGGCGCUGAGGAAGAGCCUACGGUGUAAGAACUUCCAGUGGUACUUGGACAACGUUUACCCCGAGAUGAGGACGUACGACGACACGCUCUACUACGGCGAGAUCCGCAAUUCCAAAGUGAGCCACCUGUGUUUGGACCAGGGCGUGAAGGAGAACCACACGGCCACGUUGCACCCCUGCCAUGGCUGGGGUCCCCAGGUAGUUAGGACGUUACACCAAAGAGGGUCGCCUGUUCCUGGGCCCUCUGGGCAGCACCGGAUCGGACACGCGAUGCGUGGCGGACGAUCCCGCCAGCGCGUCGCCGCAACUCCUGGACUGCGACAAAGACGAGGGCCAAGACCGCACCAAGUGGAUUUUCACUCAGGGCGGUUCUCUGAUGAACUCCGCCACCGGCCGCUGUCUGGAGGCGGUCCCGGCCAACGUGUACUUCGGCCACCAGGCGGUACUGCGGCCUUGCUCCGGGCAGCGCUGGACUAUGAAGAACACCAUGACGCCGCAGCGGACAGAGGCCUAACGGUGGCGCUGAUGUUUGGGAUUUUGCCGUGAACCGGAGAAGGCGGCUGCUGGGGCGUCACACUUUCGGAUAAUUAGACUCCCGGGGACGUCGGUGACGAUCUCCUGGGCUACGACGUUGACAAAAUUUGGGGAUGGACUUCUACGGAACGCCGUCUCGGAUCGGGACCUGAAACGCGGGACAGUGCACUGGGAACCAAAUGGAAGCAGAGGAGUCGUGUGAAAGAGGGCCCUUCCGCUCGGAAGCAGACGGUCUCCGCAGGGUUUUUUUUGGGGCCGCCACGGAGAGGUUUCACAUAAAGAGAAUUUAAAACCAAAUGAUUCAAAUUCUGACUGAGCGUAAACGCUGAACGUAGUGGCUGUAAUUAGCGAGAACCCUGCGCUCCCAUCUUGGGGUCAUUUUUUUUUCCCCUCUCUCCAGUGGCACAGCUUUCAUUUCCGGCUUCUUGGGUUGGCCGUGCUGAAGCCGUUUGGGGGGCUCGGUUUGCCUCAUUUGCGGCCUGCGGCGUCGUACUACGCAGAGCGGCAUCGGUGGUUUUGUUGUCCAUAAUGUCUGAUGUUGUUUCGUUAUUCAGCCCGUUUUUUUUUUUAUUACAUAUUUUCGCGGAGCUUGCGGGAGUACCUUUUGUUGCGCUUCACUUGACCAAGUUGAGUGUUUCGAAAGAUGCAAUGGCGGAUGCCGCAAAUUUUCAAAAUAAAACUUCCUUUAGAUUGCGAUGAUCAAUUAGAUAUUUUGGGGUGAGUCCCAGGUAGCGGUCAACAGGCUGGCGGUUGGAGAUCAUUUCGUAAUGUUUGUAAACAACAGAGGGAGUGGGAUAGUUCCAGGUGGCGCAAAAUGGCUGAACUGCACUGAAAACCACACACACACACAAAAAAAAAUCUGCAGAUUUCUUUUAAAAAAACAAAAUCUAAAUAAAUCCAGCAGAAUCUGGCCUCCCAAGAUGUCCAAUAAUUAUCCAGUCAGACGUUAACGAGACCUGACUUUCGACGAUCUCUCAUUUGGAAUCAAAUCGACUUACCCGCUGAAUUGUAAACUGCAGGCCGGCUGACACUUCACACAUUCCGACUCAGGCGAAUCGAGGAGGCUCACGAUCACGCGAGCGAUCGCCGCGGUCGUCGUUGCCUUGCUCAACGGUUUCGUUUACUCGAACGCUCCGUCCGUCUUUUGCCACCUGUGACGUCACGGUGAAAAAGUUUGUCGUUCAUCGUGGCCAAAAGUACUUUUGAGACAUUGCAAUGUAUCCCAGUGAACGAUUGUAUUGUUAUGAUGUCACUUCCUGUGCCAACCAAAAACAGUCUUCCAAUAAA